AUUAUAUAUGAAUUAACUAUGGCAUUGCCUAUGAGCGUUCCGCAUGUUGGCGAGACGAUAGAAUCAGCUAUCAAGAACCAAAUAGUUCCUGAUCAAGAAUUUCUACUACAGGGCUCAGUGUUGGACACAUCACUUGGUGUUGUUAUCGACCGACUUCGUGGCCUGUGUGACAAUGCAGACAUACCUCCUGAAACAUUCCAUGAUCAUGAAGUGGUUUAUCUCUUGAAGGAUUUUAAUGGUCCCAGGGGACCCUGGCCUGCAGCACAAGGGUUCAUUUCGGGUAAACGUGCGUUGACCCCCCUGAGCUUCCCUCAAUUUCGAUAUGUUGGAUACCCUGAAACAGGUAAUUAUCCAGCACUGCUACGUAAUUGCCUGGAUGUUCCUGUCAGUAGUAAUGUGUGUGAAUUUCUUCAAGAACUUGGAGCAAAGCUUGAUCAUGAGUUUAUGGCAAAAGGAUAUAUCAUGAAGAAAGGAAGAAUAAAAGUAACUGUAUUUAAGAUGUAUAAGGUUGGUGCUGGAAUGUCAAAAGACAACCUGGAACCACUGACAAUGUCACACAUGGUGGAACUAAGUGUAUUGACCACCAAGACAGACAUGUCAGUUGCUGAUGAUCUGAGAGCCCUGGCUGACCAGCUCAAACCACUUGUACAAUUAGAGAGAAUGGACUAUCGGAGAUUGGGGCCACCAUGAUAGAAUCUGUGAUGUUAAAAGUUUCUACUAUUGGAGAGAGAUUUGCUUUGUGUAUUGGUAUAAAUUGUGUCACAGUUCACACCAUACCAGUUAUGUUGUCUUAAAGCUAUUGUUAUUACUAAGUAUUAAAUCCUAAAGCUAUUGUGAAGUGGAAGGUAUGGAUAUAGGAUGAAGAAGUUUAUGCUGCAUAGUAAAAAUAUGGAUUGCGUAUUUCGAUAAUAAAAUAAAUUGUACUUAAGUGUAAGACUGGUUAGCUUGAAUAUCUGAUAUUUUACAUCACUUGUGUAAUUCAUAAAAGGAUAUGUCACUUACUUUGAACUAAUAUAAUAAGAAUAUA
This is a messenger RNA of Cherax quadricarinatus, 1027 nucleotides long. NCBI's taxonomy places the organism in Eukaryota, Metazoa, Arthropoda, Malacostraca, Decapoda, Parastacidae. The record is from RefSeq and is a predicted model, not a curated record.